UGUAUGAAAACGGCAAUGUCAACUCAUCAUAUCACGGUGCGGCGAAUGUCAGUUGUGGCGAGUCGUCAUAUGGUUCGUAUGGAAGUGUUCUAGGCUAUUGUUGUAUUGUUGAGUUGGUUGUUGUUGCUAAGGUGAGAAAUGGAGCAGACACGUGUAGAGUUGAUGACUCUGUCGAGAGAAGAAACCUCAAAACUUCAGGAGGGAGUCACUUUGGUCAACAAGUCGGAGAAUGAGAAGUACAUAAUAUAUCGUGAUUCUGAUGAGUUCACAGCCUGUAAGAAUAUAUGUAAGCACCAAGGAGGGACAUUCAUCAAGGACAUUGAAGAUACCUCUAAGUGCAUUUUGAAAUGUACAAAACAUGGAUGGAAGCUUGACCCUAGUACUAUGCGUUAUGUCAACCCACCUGAUAGUUUCAGACAAGAACAACUAGUUGCGGAUAUUAAUGAUGAUGGUUGUUUGACAUUGACGGAAUUAAGGCCUCCUCAACCAUGGGAAGAAAACAAACGAGACCCUCAGCCAAUAGAACUUGGAGAAGUUAAGAUGACUUAUUUUACCCAUGCCUGUAUGAGGUUCGAGUUCAAAGACAUCAUAUUUUUUACGGAUCCGUGGCUGACCGGCCCAGCAUUUGCAAGAGGAUGGUGGUUAAUGCAUGAACCACCAGCAGAUUGGCUUGAUGAGCUUGCAAAGGCUGAUCUUAUCUACAUCAGUCAUCUACACUCCGAUCAUUUAAAGUAUGAUGCAAUUUUCUUUUUUUCCUUAAACUUAAUUUCAGCUAUUUUCCACCACCAUUUUCUACUUUCUGUAAACAAGGAUUUGAGAUUUAUGAUAAUGAUGGAUGGAGUACACCCGGAUAUGGAUACGUGUUUGCUAAUUGACUAUAAAGGUCAUUUGAUCUUGAACACAGUGGACUGUACCAAUCCUAAUGGCGGAAAACUACCAUCAAACGUUGAUGUGAUGAUGAGUGAUUUUGCCGGUGGGGCAUCUGGCUUCCCUAUGGCAUUUACAGGUGGAAAAUAUACUGAGCAAUGGAAGGCUGAGUUUGUGAAGCGUGAGCGCAAGAAGCUUCUGUACUACAAGACUCAAGUAAUUCGUGAUGUUGCCCCAAAGGUUUAUUGUCCAUUUGCUGGUUAUUUUGUGGAAGCCCACCCCUCAGACAAUGAUUAUGUUACAACACCAACUCCAGGUACAAAGGUCAUGAAGGACAGUUGGGAAUUUGACAAGUAUGUUGAUGCCAUUAAUGGGAGCUACGACAACGAGAUCUUUGCCUAUCCUGAGUGGAUUAAAUUCUAUUAUGAUUGGACUGGUUUCAACAACUACAAUCUAGUCAUAAGGAUGAUUGAAACAGAUGACAACUUUGAACCAAUUGAGGGUGGGUAUGACUUUUUGGUUGACUUCAUUGGUCAGAAGCCAUCUUAUCCAAGAGAGAGACCUCAACGUGAACACAGUUAUCUUGAGAUGAAGAACCGCAUGGGUGUGCACCGAGAGACGGUUAUACAUGGUUUGUUUUGGGAUAAUCUCUACAUUGGCUUCAACAACCGAAUAUCCAGAGAGCCUGAUACUUUCCAUUAUUUAUUUUGGAACCAUAUGCAGAUCCUACUGAAGAAAGAGCCACCACAAUGGAAAAAGUUCCUGAAAGAGCAACGGGCUAAAGGCGCUGAAAAGAAGGCUGUAUGGAAACCUCAUGGAGGAUUGGAAGCACUAAAAGGGUGUAGUAUGAAGAAUGGUCAGGUCCCGUACGGCGGUGAAGCCUCAUCAAAAGAAGGAUAUAGCACCUUCUUCAAAAAGUACUGGAAGCUUUCCGUGCCUACCAUUGUCUUAUUAGGAGCAGUUUUAUUUGCCUUCACAAAAGAUUAAAAUUGCUUACUGAAUAUUUUCUGUGUUCCAACUUAUUUACAGUAGCUACAGUCUUGUUUACCUACUUUUUUUUUAACCCUUGUAAUUGUGUUCAUGAUUUUCAGUAGUAUGAGUUGAAUGCUAUGUAUUUAAUGAGUAUGUAGGAGUAUUAAACACUGCAACGUUUAUUAAAAAUAAAAUUAUUUUUUUGUUAGGCAGUGCACUGCUUAUCUAAGAGCUACAGUUAAUGAAAAGCAAUCAUGUUUGUUUCAGUGCUUAUAUAUGUAUAUGUACAUAUAUAUAUAUAUACUCUGGUUUUAUUCAAACAACAUCAUCAGAAUUUGACAUAGCAUCACACUGAAAUUAUUGUUUACUAAAUUAUUUCCUUUAAUUUUAAUGAUUUACUGUAAAAUACUGCAGAGAUGUUCACAUUUCAGCUGAUGAGAAUAAUUUACAGUGUCCUAAGAAGCCUGCAUAUAUGGUUCCCUAGGGCACAAAUGCUGCUAAUAUUGUAAUGCCAAUUUAUAUUUUUAACAAUUAAUGUUACAUUUUACUUUCCAUACAUGUUUACUGGAACUAAUAAGUGCUGUGUUGUAGGUGUUAAUUCAAAAGCAUUAGUAAAAACAACUAAUUAUUCUAAUAAUUUUUUCCCAUCAAGUCAAAAUGUAACUAAAAUACUGUGCCAUAAUUGGGUUUUGGACCAACAACAGUAUAAGUUAAAUGUGUUCUUUUUCAUUUCGUAAAUUAUGUAUUUGUCUACUUAAAGAAUAGCAGAGUAUGUAGGUUAGGCCUCACAUAUAAGGCAAGCAUUUUACUGGUACCUGUCUAUUUGCUGGUAACUGUCAAUGAAAUUUAACUUGAGGGUAUUUAAUUAUUUAAUAAUAAGGGUUAUUAUCUAAAUCUGAAUGUAUAGCCCUUGCAAAACCUCAAAGUUAGGUGGUGGAGCCAUAACUGGGUGGAACAUAUUGCAAAUUACUCCAAAGUUAGGGAGAUGGCUUAGUGGAACUCCGUUAAUAAUUUUAUAAUUUCAGUCCUUGGUUAUAGUAAAGGCAUUAUACAAAUUGUUAUUAUUGUUAUUUAUUAUGUGCUUGCCGAAGAAGCAAUUAUCAGUGCUGUCAAAGAUUUUCGUCAUUGUAUAUUUUAUUACUAUUACUAUAACUAUGGUGUAUCACACUGAAAUUGCAUCGAUUGCACAUUAAAGAAAAAAAAGAGUAAAAUCUAACAGGAGAAAAUUAACACCAAUUACAAACUUUCUGAAUGGCACUGGUUUGAUCUGUGCAUUAUUUAUAUAUAGGUUUUAACCAACCUGCAUGGUUCAUUGACAUAUUUUACAUCUAUUUUGAACUUUUUUAUAUUUUAUCCCCAACCUGCUAAUCCUGGCUUAACAUAUUUGUAGGUAUUAGGUAACAGGAGAUUAUAAUUCCUUAUAUAUGAGUACUGAGUACUUGCAAUCAUCGGACUGUGCAUGUAGCUAUAAUUUAACAGCGUAUGCAUACUACACAUUAAAAAAGGAAUACAGUAGUUUGUAAAAUUAAUGUGUUUAUGUAUGUUGAAAGUAUGUAUGUAUUAAAAGAGAGUGAAGACUAUUUUAGCUUUUACUUACCACCAAUUUUAAUCCGGAUUUCAUUUAUCUGCAGCAUUAUUUAUCUGCAGCAAAUAUUAUGUAUAAUAUAUUAUAGCAAAUACCAUACUAUAUAGUUGAUAGUCCUCUUCUGUUACAUUUCAUUGAUAUAUUUCUGUUAUGUAUCAUGAAUACAUUUAUUAAAUAUAUAAUUUUAUGUAAUAUAUGUUAUAUAUUUAAGAAUAUUACAGCACCAAUUUUCACAUAUUUCCCUUUUGUGUUCUUGAUUUUUAAUUGUUAUUGUACUAUACUGAGUGAAUGAAAUGAAAUUGUAGUCAGUGUACACUUUGUAAUAACUGAAGUGGUGAUGGUUUAACAAAAUGAUUAACUUAUUUUUCUAGAAUCCAUUGAGAAUGUUGGCCUUCUGUUCAAUUAUUUAUAUUGUAGUAUUUCUUUGGUGUAUUUCUUUUGUAGUUUUUGUUGGUAUUGAUUACUAAAUUAUUUGCUUUAAUUUUAAUGAUUUACUGUAAAAUACUGCAGAGAUGUUCACGUUUCAGCCGAUGAGAAUGAUUUACAGUGUCCUAAGGAGCCUGCUUAUAUGGUUCCCUAGGACACAAAUGCUGCUAAUAUUGUAAUGCCAAUUUAUAUUUUUAACAAUUAAUGUUACAUUUUACUUUCCAUACAUGUUUACUGGAACUAAUGAGUGCUGUGUUGUAGGUGUUAAUUCAAAAGUGUUAGUAAAAACAACUAAUUAUUUUAAUAAUUUUUUCCCAUCAAGUCAAAAUUUGACUAAAAUACUGUGCCCUAAUUGGGCUUUGGACCAACAACAGUAUAAGUUGAAUGUGUUCUUAUAUUUCAUUUUCAUUUCGUAAAUUCUGUAUUUGUCUAGUUAAAGAAUAAUAGAGUACUGACAACUAGUGGAGUAUAAAAAAUUAGUACAUUAGUAAAUAGGUGGUAUUGAAGAAUGUUAUCCCUUAUAGAAAUUUAUAAAAUAUUUUAAUAAUUUAAAGAAUAUGAAAUCAUCUCAGUCUUUUUAAUAAAAAUAAAUUUUAAACUGAAUGAUAUACUGGGCAUAAAACUGUCAACAUGUACGGCUAGUGAAAGGGAAUUCACAUAGGUGUUGGGCUUACAUCAGUCUUUUCAGUCCGAGUCUCUCUAGUGUGUUAUGUCAGGCACUUGCGGCUUCCGAUUCCAUCUUGAGAGGCUCCAUCAGCAGCCUCGGUGUGGGUUGCGUGUUACUCAGGUGCCGUUCCAGUAGCCUAUAUUGUAGUCCACCUGAUGCGACUUAACAGCUUUUUAGAGCUCCUGAUCGAUCAUCAAAAUUCGGGCAUUUUGCUUCUGUUUCAGUCGCACAGUAUUCCAACAUUUUGAUUGAAAAUAAGUAUCAUGACAAAAGUAUUAACAUUUGUACAGUCGUGGAAUUGUAAUUACUGAUGGAAUAAAUUUUGUUCAAUUCAAAAUCAAUUGUAAAUCUAUUUUUAUCCAUUAAAUACAGUUGAAAAUUAUGA
This is a messenger RNA of Anneissia japonica, 4902 nucleotides long. Its product is annotated as cytidine monophosphate-N-acetylneuraminic acid hydroxylase-like. Lineage: Eukaryota; Metazoa; Echinodermata; Crinoidea; Comatulida; Comatulidae. Gene Ontology annotation, molecular function: 2 iron, 2 sulfur cluster binding. The transcript has 14 exons. The record is from RefSeq and is a predicted model, not a curated record. Bases 139 to 1854 code for a protein of 571 amino acids.